Messenger RNA from Medioppia subpectinata, 357 nucleotides. The record is from the annotation of a GenBank genome assembly. NCBI's taxonomy places the organism in Eukaryota, Metazoa, Arthropoda, Arachnida, Sarcoptiformes, Oppiidae.
UUCGUUUCGUUGAUUGUCUCACUCUUUCAGUUAGACUUAGAGAUGUCGUUCACAACACCCGAUGCCGUCAUGUCUUUGAUCGAACAAUUGAUCCAAUUUUGUUGGCCUUUCACUGACGAUAACAUUUGCAUACCUUUCCAACGGAUGUCGUAUUCCGAUGCCAUUCAACACUACGGAACCGAUAAACCAGACUUGAGGUCUGAUCUUAGGUUAAAAUCAAUAGAUUUAAAUCAAAUUAACGGUUCCAGCGAUAAAUCGUGUCUAACUUUAGUCGUCUCUCAGCAAAAGAGUGAAGUCAACCAAAAAUUACAUAAUUUCAUGAAUUCAAUCGAAGUCACUAAACGAGUCAUGAAUUUC